Messenger RNA from Dufourea novaeangliae, 3695 nucleotides. It is a transcript of the gene beta'COP, whose product is annotated as coatomer subunit beta'. NCBI's taxonomy places the organism in Eukaryota, Metazoa, Arthropoda, Insecta, Hymenoptera, Halictidae. The coding region runs from base 239 to 3025 and encodes 928 amino acids. Gene Ontology annotation, cellular component: COPI vesicle coat. Gene Ontology annotation, biological process: intracellular protein transport; endoplasmic reticulum to Golgi vesicle-mediated transport; retrograde vesicle-mediated transport, Golgi to endoplasmic reticulum. The record is from RefSeq and is a predicted model, not a curated record. The transcript is spliced from 7 exons. Gene Ontology annotation, molecular function: protein binding; structural molecule activity.
GAUUGGGAUCGAACUAACGCGUCCUUUAAUUGUAUCGAUGGAAUAUCGAUAGAAAAGUGUUUUUAUUUGUCGGUAUUUCUGUGAUGGGCAUCUGGUGCACGCGGACGCCAUUUUCGCUGCGAGCAUCGGCCACGUCCUAACUUGAUGGCAGGAGAUUUGGAUCUGUUAAUGUGUUUCCAUCAUCAAGGGCCGUGUUGUUGAAUCAUCUGCGAAUAAUAAGCAAGUUGUGCGCUAAAAGAUGCCACUCAGGUUAGAUAUCAAGAGGAAGCUCACUGCUCGCUCGGACAGAGUGAAGAGCGUUGAUCUUCAUCCGACAGAACCAUGGAUGCUCUGUUCAUUGUACCAGGGAAAUGUGAACAUUUGGAACCAUGAAACACAAACAUUGGUCAAGACCUUUGAAGUCUGUGACCUACCGGUUCGAACAGCCAAGUUUGUGCCGCGUAAGAAUUGGGUGGUCACAGGGUCGGAUGACAUGCAGAUCAGAGUAUUCAAUUAUAAUACCCUCGAAAGGGUACAUUCCUUCGAAGCACACAGUGAUUAUGUCAGAUGUAUAGCAGUGCAUCCAACACAGCCAUUCAUACUAACCAGUAGCGAUGACAUGUUGAUCAAAUUAUGGAACUGGGAGAAGGCUUGGAUCGGGCAGCAAAUCUUCGAGGGGCACACUCACUAUGUAAUGCAAAUUGUCUUUAAUCCAAAGGACAACAACACAUUCGCCAGUGCAUCUUUGGACAGAACCGUGAAAGUAUGGCAGCUGGGCUCCUCCACUGCCAAUUUUACAUUAGAAGGACACGAAAAGGGUGUCAACUGUGUGGACUAUUACCAUGGCGGUGAUAAACCGUAUCUAAUAUCAGGAGCUGACGACAAAUAUGUUAAAAUAUGGGACUACCAGAACAAGACUUGCGUGCAGACAUUGGAAGGACACACGCAGAAUAUUUCAGCUGUCUGUUUCCAUCCAGAAUUACCUAUUAUUCUUACCGGUUCAGAGGAUGGAACAGUCAGAAUAUGGCACGCUGGAACAUACAGAUUAGAAUCUUCUUUAAAUUACGGCUUCGAGAGAGUAUGGACAAUAGCCUGCAUGCGAGGCUCGAAUAAUGUCGCUAUCGGUUACGACGAGGGUAGCGUUAUGGUGAAAGUUGGUAGAGAGGAGCCAGCAGUAUCUAUGGACUCAUUGGGUGGUAAAAUUGUCUGGGCCAAACACAGCGAAAUACAACAAGUCAAUCUUAAGGCCCUAGGAGAGGAAGCACAAGAUGGAGAACGUCUCCCAUUGGCAGUGAAAGACAUGGGCGCUUGUGAAAUUUAUCCACAGACCAUCCAACAUAAUCCAAAUGGGAGAUUCCUGGUGGUCUGUGGGGACGGAGAAUACAUUAUUUACACAUCUAUGGCACUAAGAAAUAAAGCAUUCGGUCAAGCGUCAGAAUUCGUAUGGGCAGCCGACUCUAGCCAGUAUGCUGUCAGAGAAAGUAAUACCACUGUCAAAGUCUUCAAAAACUUCAAGGAGAAGAAAAGCUUCAAACCCGACUUUGGGGCUGACGGUAUUUUUGGUGGAUUUUUAUUGGGAGUAUCUUCCGGGUCAAGCCUAUCCUUCUUCGACUGGGACUCGUUGAAGUUAAUUCGUCGCAUAGACAUCCAACCGACACACGUUUAUUGGGCCGAAAACGCUUCGCUGGUGGCACUGGCGACGUUCGAUCAGUACUUUAUACUGAAAUAUCAUUCCGAUGCUGUUGUAAAUGCACCGGAGAAUUCAGAGGACAUCGAGACCGCGUUUGAGAUGGUCGCAGAAAUGAGCGAAGUCGUGAAAACCGGUCUCUGGGUCGGCGAUUGCUUCAUCUACACAAACAGCGUGAACAGGGUGAACUAUUUCGUUGGUGGUGAGGUGGUGACUGUCUCACAUUUGGACAGACCGAUGUAUCUGCUCGGCUACGUGCCGCGGGACAACAGACUGUACUUGUGCGACAAAGAACUUUCGGUCGUCUCCUAUGCCCUAUUACUCUCCGUGUUGGAGUAUCAGACAGCCGUCAUGCGAAAAGAUUUCGAAACCGCGGACAGAGUGUUGCCCACUGUUCCGAAAGAGCACCGUACCCGAGUCGCCCAUUUCUUGGAGAAACAGGGCUUCAAGGAACAAGCGUUAGCGGUCUCCACGGAUCCAGAGCAUAGGUUCGAGCUGGCAUUAGCGUUAGGGGAUCUCAGCACGGCCCAUACACUUGCCAAAGAAGCGAACAGUCAGCAGAAAUGGCGACUGUUGGCGUCCCUGGCGACGCAAAAGGGUAAACUGUGCCUGGCGCAAGAGUGUUUGCAUCAAGCGCAAGACUUCGGGGGCCUUUUGUUGCUCGCGACCAGCACCGGUAACGCGGACAUGAUCCAGAAACUCGGCACCGAUGCAGACGACACGGGGAAAAACAAUAUAUCGUUCUUAUCGUACUUCAUUCUUGGGGAUAUAGACAAGUGCUUGGACAUUCUCAUAAAAACGGACCGUAUCCCGGAGGCUGCGUUCUUCGCGAGGACGUACGCUCCCAGUAAGGUCUCGCCCAUUGUGAAAUUGUGGAAGGAGAAGCUUUCGGCGGUCAGCGAGAAGGCUGGACAGAGUUUGGCCGAUCCUGAACAGUACGAGAAUCUGUUCCCUGGAUACAGCGAGGCACUGAAGGUCGAACAAUUCCUGAAGGAAGAAAGUAAAGAGAGAAUCCCAGCUGUUGCGUUCCCGACGGUGCAGUCCAAUGUCGAAAGGAAGCCUCUGGAGGAGAUGUUAGCCGCAGAACAGGCGAAUCUAUUCACGUAUACCGGCGCCACGGUGACCAGCGAACCGGAAGUGCCAUCCACCGAGGUCUUGACGAACAGGUUACAGGAUCUGGAUAUCGGUAAGGUGAUCCCACCUACAAUCGAGAUACCAACCGUCCCGGAAACGACGAAGACCAGCAGUUCUAGGCCACUGACAGUGGAUGACGAUGAUCUGGACCUUGAUCUCGAGAUCGAUGAUACCAUCGACACGACUGGUGUGAAUCUCGACGACGAUCUCCUCGAGGAAGAUUAGCCGUUCGAUUGGAAGGCGAGCAGCGUGUACGUCUCGUACGUGCGAUUUCCAUUCUCCUUCCCGUCAGUCAUUCCCCGCGAGUCGAUCGGAGUCGUUUUAGAAAAAAGAAAAAAUCAAGUAUUACCGUUGACGGACAUUAAUUGUGCGCGAGUGUUUUUAUCAACGCAUACGAUUUAACCGAAUCGAGAAACGCAGUCUGUGCACGCGGACUUUACCCGUGUACCGGAGAUAUUAAAUAUAUAUAUUGUUAAUAUAACACAGAAAUAUUUGGACGGCGAGCUUUAAUCUCUUGUCACUUCCCUUUCGCAGCCUCGUCCCCUCGGAAGACGGUCGUCGCCGCGUCUCAGAAUCCCUUAACGACCCCGUCGAAUUAGGAACGAAACAACAAGCAUGUGCAUGAGGAGAAGGCUCGUGUACAGAAGAUUAAAAUAUAUUGUUAAGAUAACGAAUCUAGUGCCGUACAUUUGAAACCCCUUAGCCACCUUCCAUCGCAGCCACAUCCUUCGACAGGAGUUAUAGGAGAUAAGAGCACUCUCAGAUCCGCAUGAAUCUUGAUCCGUAUUACUGAAGAAUUUAAGCAUAGUGUGUAUACCGUCUCCCACUGCAUGGAGAUUUUACAUCGAAGAAUUAUUGUACAGUUUGUAUUAAAUAUAUUAUUUGUAUAAUAGGA